GUCGACGUCACGAGGUUCCCCCCUCGUCGUGUCCGCCUCUCUUUGCGCCUGCGCUCCUCUUCCCUAAGACCACAGUCGAGUCUGGGACACAAACAGCAGCAGCAGUCCUCCUGUCUCCUGCUUGUCUCCUGCUUGUCUCCUGCCAGCACGGGACAUUUCACAUGCAUUGGGUUUGUGAGUUCCCUGGAUGUCAGCACCCUCAGGGGUUGGGAGAGCCUGCAAAAUCAAAACCAAAACCCAAUACGACAGUUGAAGCUUCCAACUAGCACCUACAUCUACGACCACUCUCAUGUUCCUGCAGAGCACCAAAUAGCUCAUUCUAAAAACACUAUUGUAGAGCUUAUUGCCAACAUGGAGAGCGUAGCAGUGGACAACCUAAUAGACUUUGACCUGCCCUCAGAGGCCACAGCUCUAAGCAAAGAUGGAGGCCAACACCAAGGCCAUACAGACAUUUUCUCUCCAGAGCAGGUGCCGUCCUUGGGAGUCCACCAGCAACCCUUACUGCCAGAGCCACUAGCACCAAAUAAGCCCAGCACUCACCACCAAGAAAAAGGAGACAAUGACAGCGAUGCUACAGAGUCAGCGGACAGCGACAACGACAUGGACCCGCCCUCUCAUAUGUGGGAGCUGAGGAGGUCGUCCUCUUCGUCCACUCACAGUGGAGGAGACGCCGACGCUGAGGUGGUGGAGAGGAGGCAGUUCAUGAAGGCUUAUGUGGAGAAGGUGUUUCACGGAAAGGAGGACUUUGACCAGGAAGAGAAGGCCCGUUUUGGAGAGCUGUGCAGUGGAGAGAAUGGCAAAGGCAGGGAGUGGUUUGCCAAAUACGUCAGCGCACAGCGCUGCCACUCCAAAUGUGUGAGUGAAGCCACCUUCUACAGACUGGUGCAGUCUUUUGCAGUUGUACUGUUUGAAUGUUAUCAGAUGGAUGACUACAGCCCAGCCAAAAACCUCAUGACUAUGUGCUUCACAUACUACUACAGUGGGAAGUCCCAGCCAUCUCCCUCAGAGCUGCUGGAUCGUGGCGGUCCUCCAGCUGGUCUGGACUCGUACAUCAACAAGGCCAACUCCUGGCUGUCUGUGAGGAAGGAUGCCGCUGAGCGCCUCCUCAAAACCACAUCUAAAACUGACGUCAAGGGCUUCUUUGGAGGCCUAGAGAGCAAGCUAAGGGGCUCAAUGGCUCCCAAGACUGAGGAUGGGGGAAGCCCGGUUGAGACAAAGCCCAAAUCACCAGUGUCUGAGGCUCCAGAGGAAAAGAAAGGAGAGAAGGUGUACCUGUACACCCACCUGAAGCAGCAGCCCAUCUGGCACACUCUCAGAUUUUGGAACGCAGCGUUUUUUGAUGCCGUCCACUGUGAGAGGACGAAAAGAUCACCAACCACGAGGGGAACGCAGGAUGAAGAGAAAGACGAGAGGGAGAAGUGGUGUCAUAUGACCCAGGAGGAGAGGGACGACAGCUCCAAAAUCGAUGAGAACAUCGCCUUCGGCCAGCUCGGGACAUUCACUCAUAACAUGUUGGCGUUUGGGCUCAGCAAGAAGCUCUGCAAUGACUUCCUGAAGAAGCAGGCAGUCAUUGGAAACCUGAAUGAAGAACAGUACAAGUUGCUGAGUGACCACAUAGAGAAAAUGGCAGCAGAGUGAGUUUGAUGACGACAGCAGCAUGUCACAGUGACCUCUCUGUCACAUUUCUGACAACCUCCGUCCCCGGCUGGACUCAACUGUGCCAUAGUUGUAGCAGUCCCCUUUUUUUUUAUUUAUUUUACUUGUCAGUGCUCCUCUGCACCCUGUCCUGUGUCAGCAAUAACACAACCUGAUCAGCUGGUGUAACUUGAACGUCUCUGAUCUGCUUGGCAAAAUUAAAGGCAUAAAGUGAAAUCAUUCAGUAUAAAACCAAAACACAGUCAGCAUGGUGUCAGACACUCUGGAUUUAUAAGUUACACACAUGAUGUGUAUACCCUUCAUGCUGUUUUGUUCUGUUUCCUUGGAAACAUUGCCUCAUUUAUGUAACAGCAUCUGGUGUAAUAAUCAUCAUCCGGCCUUGUUACAUUUAACAUAGGUGUCUACAGACAGUUCAGACCAGACUUGGAUAUACUGUAAGAGUACAUGUCACUAACAGCUCCUAGUGUUGUAAUGUGGUAUCCGGUCAGUCUUCAAUCACAAAGUGACUUACAGAAAUUACUGAGUACUGGUCUAUGCUUCCUGUCACACUGUAGUAUCCUAUUUUACACACAAAGACAAUUGCUUUGAGCUAUGUUAGCCACAUUACUAGCUUGACAGGCUAACGGUUUCCCCUGCUUCCAGGCGCAUGCUAAGCUAAUCUUCUUAAUCUUCUUCAAAAAAGAAAAAAAGAAGUAAAGUCUUCCAUCUGAUUACGUACUCAGAGAAAUGGUAAUACAUAUUUCAAUCCUAUUUUUGCCAAUUUUACCCACACAUUUCUAAUCUAAUGGUAUUCAUGUUAUGUUUUUUUAAUUAGAAACUUGAUUAUACCCAUGGGAUCUUUAGAAACUAUAUUUUUCAUUUCAAAGUGCCUUCCAUGAAAGUUACUGUAUUUUAUCUUGAGAUGUUUAUUACGUGACGCUAAUGCAGAGCCUGCAAUGAUCACUCUAUUACUCAUGCCCAGAUAGAGAAAACUUCUGCACGCAGUUUCUUUUGUCACUGUGAUGCUAUGUGUUUUGGACCUAAGUAGCAGUUUCAUUUCAUUUGGUUGAGCUGUAAUUUACACAAUGCAUAGCUUAGCAUGUCACCUGGAUGAAAGUACACAUUCUUUCCUAUCCUGCUACAUAUGUAUGCUAUCUAUCUGCAUAUCUAUCUAGCAGGUGCAAACAGCACCAAGCAAAUGUCUAAUGAGUAACUGAACUGUGAAAUGACAUCUCCUAAUUGUAUUACUUCAUCCUACCACUUAGGGGUAGCAGCGUGUCUUCAUUUAAAGAAUUUCUCAAAAAAGCUUCCUAAAUUCAUUAAGUCUUUAGCUUUAGGUUCGAGAACACAUCAGUGGGUGUUUUAAAAUAAUGAAAUAUGGUUACCUACAUUUCAAUGCCCGCAUGAUGCACUUUUUGGCAUGUUGAAUCUCAUUUCAGAUUGAUAAUCUGUGUUCAUUUUUGUGCAUGAAGUCAUUUUGUAAAUAAUGUAAAUAUUUCUCUGUAUGUCUGUAAGAAUUGAUCGUGUGCUGCUGUUUGUGAACUUUAGGUAUUUAAAUGUAAAUGUUUCAACUAGAGAUGUAAUUGUACAUUGUGUCCAAGAGGAACAUACAUGUCUAACUGUAGUCAUGACCCUGAAGUGCCCUCAUAAAUCCAACCUCUGACAUGCUCGUUCAAAGUAUUUGCAUAUAAUGUUGUGCAAUAAUCUCCAAUGUAAAUGUAAAUCAUUCUUUCCCAGCUGAGUGACAUGUUUGGAGCUACAUGCAGUAUAUUCAUACAAAUCACAUAGACAGCCUUAUAAGCCUCUGUUUGCUUUACACCGUUUAUUAUUUUACUCAGGUGUCCCUUUGCAUGUGCUUUACAUGUCUUUGAAACCUAUUCUCAGACUACGUGAGCAAUAGCUACAGUCCCUCCAUUCCCUACCAUUGUGUUUUUCCUGAUGUGACCAUGUUACAACUGUGUAUACCCUUCUGUGUACACCCUUUGGGCUUGGUUGAAGUAUUGAUCUGUGUAUUGUACUUUUAGCUCAGCAUGAGCCAUUUGCACUACAUUUAGUCUCAACAUCUGUACGCUCAUAUCUAUUAAAUAUUGUUAAAUUGAUGCCUUGGAUAAAUGUUGUGCAUGGCCGUGCGAGCUCUCUCUUGAACACAUCUGUUGUAAAAUGUUGACGGUAGUUUGUCUUUUGUAGCCUAGAUGAAAAGACCAUUUAAACCUUAUUGACUUUGUGUCAAUUAUCAACCAAGGAAAAUUUGUCAGUAAAGUAGUACGUUAGGUUUUUCAUGUGAUUUCCCUUUGGAUAAACUCAUGUUAUGAAGAUAA
Messenger RNA from Etheostoma spectabile (orangethroat darter), 3953 nucleotides. RefSeq lists its product as uncharacterized. The coding region runs from base 352 to 1638 and encodes 428 amino acids. NCBI's taxonomy places the organism in Eukaryota, Metazoa, Chordata, Actinopteri, Perciformes, Percidae. The record is from RefSeq and is a predicted model, not a curated record. The transcript has 13 exons.